This is a messenger RNA of Pangasianodon hypophthalmus (striped catfish), 3118 nucleotides long. It is a transcript of the gene ttc7a, whose product is annotated as tetratricopeptide repeat domain 7A. Gene Ontology annotation, biological process: phosphatidylinositol phosphate biosynthetic process; protein localization to plasma membrane. The record is from RefSeq and is a predicted model, not a curated record. Bases 113 to 2662 code for a protein of 849 amino acids. Lineage: Eukaryota; Metazoa; Chordata; Actinopteri; Siluriformes; Pangasiidae. Gene Ontology annotation, molecular function: protein binding. Gene Ontology annotation, cellular component: plasma membrane. The transcript is spliced from 20 exons.
GUGUGCAGUGCGCUAGUGUGGCAGUGCGCAUGCUCAGUGCUCACCGCGCUCUGCCGUGUGACAGUGUGCAGUGAGUCCGCGGGUGUCGGAGGGACCGCGGGAGAUCGGCGGGAUGUCUGCGCGGCUCUCGCUGUCUCUGUACCGCCUGGAGGCGGAGAUCGAGCGCUGCCGAGCCGAGUGCCAGUGGGACAGAAUCCCGGCUCUGGUGGAGCAACUCGCAGCUGCUCGCUUCCAUGAGGACGAUGACUACGGGUUGCUGCUCCAAGCUGAGGCUCUUUUGGAGGAUUGCCUACUAGAGAACGUGGCUCUUCUUCGGAGCUCCACCCCUCUGUCCGAACACACUCAACCCAAAUUAGCCCAAGCCAAAGGCCAUUUGAACAGCCUACUGAGCAGAGGACGCCUAGAGCCACGCUACCUGAAUGAAGCUUUACUCCUACUGGCCAAGGUGCACUAUGCACAGGGUCAUUAUCGAGAUGCCCAGGGCAUGUGUGCUCGAGCGGGCAUUGAGGAAUUCACCCGGGAUGAGCAGCCCCUUUACCAUCUGCGCCUGCUGGCUGAGGCUUUUGUCAUCAAAGGUCUGUCUCUGGACCAUCAAACAGUGUCUGGUGCCUCCCGUGUUCGUCUCUCUGAGAGAGGGGAAGAAUGUCUGUCCUGUUAUCUCAGGGCCUGUGAUACUGCUCUGCUUUACCUGCAAGAGCUAGACAAGGCUUUUUGCACAGCGAGUAACAAGACAGCCAAAAGCAGUGUAUCAGCUAGUCCAGUAGAGGUGGACCCAGGUUACUUCCUGCAGGCUGCUCUCCAGAGCGCAUAUCUCUGUCUGCUACACAAAGGUCAUUUGGUUCAGGGGACUAACCAGUUGCGACAGGUCUUGAGGGUGGUGGAGAGCCGCGGGUCUCAGAAUUUUCGUAAGACAGUAGCAAUGAGGCUCGCAGAGGUGUUGCUGAGUUCAGUGAGUGAGGAAAGCUACUGGGGGCCGCUGUCACCUCCACCCCCUACCUGGCUGCACAAGGAAGGAGCCACACAACCAAAAGAUGCCAUCUACCCUUCCUCCAGACCACCACAGUGCUACAACACAGAGGGAGUGUUCUGUCCCCAGGACGUGGUGGAGGAGGCUGUGCUCCUGCUGCUCAUCACCGAAUCAAUGGCCAGCGGUGAGGCAGUGAUCAGCCGCACGCCAGAGCACAAGGAGGCACGUGAGGCCAGCAUCCAGGAUGCUUCCUCUGUGUAUGACCUGCUCAGCAUCGGCAUGGCCAGGAGGGGGCAAUAUGCCAUGCUUUCUGAGUGUUUGGAGAGGGCUAUGAAGUUCUCCUUUAGUGAGUUUCAUCUCUGGUACCAGCUGGGUUUGUCUCUCAUGGCUAGUGGGAAGAAUGAAGGUGCGGUGUCUGUGCUUAAAGAGUGCGCCAGGAUGAAACCUCAGGACCCCACACCACCACUGCUGGCAGCCAAAGUGUGCAUUAACCAGCUGCACUGGCUAGAUGAAGCCGAGGCUCUUGCAAAAGGUGUGGUUGCUUUGGGUGAAGGAGCUGAGGAGUCUCUUGCCAGAGCACACCUGACCAUAGGACUGUGUUAUAGUCUGCAAGCUUCAGAUGUGAUGCUGAAAGGUGACCGAGAUGAGUUCAACAGAAGAGCUCUACAUGCAAUGCAGACUGCUCAUGCAGUGGACCCCCAGGACCCUCAGAUUGCCCUCUACCUCUCUCUUCAGCUGGCCUUAGUGCGACAGGUAUCAGCAGCAAUGGAGCCUCUGCAGUUGGCUCUAAAUCUACGCAGCGAUGACCUGCACUCCUUACAUCUGCUGGUGCUUCUGCUUAGUGCUCAGAAACACUACCAACAUGCCCUUGACACACUCUCCCUCACCCUCAGCCAGUACCCCGACGACUUCAAUUUACUCUUUACUAAAGUGAAACUGGAGGAGGCUCUGUUUGGUCCAGCUGUAGCUCUGCAGACAUGCGAGGAAAUGCUACACUUGUGGCAGAAUCGUUAUGAUUUUGCUCGGCCAAGUGAGACUGAUGACACCAGCAGUAUUCCUCCUCCUGAGCCAGGCCCAUUAAGCAGAAAGCCCAGCGGCCUACAUCUCACACUACCAGAUUUCCAGGAGACAGAAACCGGCUCUCAGAGUGCUCCGUCCCUGGCUGUGUCUCGGCUGGAGCAGGCCAUGUCAGAAGUGUCCGCGCUCAGCUCCACCCAGAGACAUGGCCCUGCCCACAUUUGGACCACUCUGGAGCGCAUCUGGCUGCAGGCAGGUGAGCUGUUCAUGGCUGAUGGACGGCUGAAGGAGGCUCAGUUCUGUGUGCAGGAGGCAGGAGCACUAUUCCCCACCUCACACUCGGUGCUGCUGCUGAGGGGUCAACUCGCUGAGCGCAGAGGAAAUGAUAGUGAGGCCAAGAGUCUGUAUGAUGAAGCCCUGGCUAUCAACCCCACAGGACACCAUAUACUGAUCCACCUAGGGAAGUUGUUGGUACGUAUGGGCCGGGUGGGUUUAGGAGAGAAGGUGUUACGGGAUGCUGUGCAGACCCAUAGUCUGGCCCAUGAAGCGUGGAGUGGCCUUGGGGAGGCGCUGCAGAGCCGCGGCAGCACUCAGGCCCCUGACUGCUUCCUCACGGCCCUGGAGCUGGAGUCCAGCUGUCCCAUCAGGCCUUUCACCAUCAUCCCCCGAGAGCUGUGAGAGCAGAUCCCCAGCAAGUCUCACACACAUACACUCCCACACAUGCAUUAUUCCAUGUUGUAUUUUCAGUCUCUAGUUUUGUAAUAUUAAGAAAUUUAUCAAGAAAACACUUUUUCAAAAGUGCAGAUCACAGGUGCUGUAAAAGGUUAUGGGUUUAGUAUCUUGACUAUGUUAAUCAGAAGUUACACAAGAAUUUGUAUUAAUAUAAUAAUAAUGCUUUUCUCAUGUCAGCACACAUUUCAAAUUACAAAAUGGACAUAAACCAGCAGACAUACAGCUGCCAUACCAAAGAGGAUGUUUAAUUACACUGUAUAACUGUACUGUAUCACACGUGCAUACACAGCCUGCACAGUCAUCCAGCUCACAAACAUAUAUGACAAUCACUAGGUCACUUUAUUGUUUGUAUUUUAGAUAUAUGAAUGUUAAACCUUUCUAUAAAGAGUGAUUCUGAGACCA